CUUUCUCUCCCAAUUUCGUCCACCCCUUUAUCCCAUUUAAACACUUCAUUUCUUCAUCAAAAAACCACUCCAUAAUAUUGAUUUUCUUCUGCCCUUCAUUCUGCCCUAUCACCUCUUCCAAACAACCAUACUUUCUUCACCCUUUCAUACACAAAUCCAACCUAUUCUUCACCAUAUAUUCCCCUCUAUAAUCUGCCCUUAUUUAUCCAUAGUUUUUCCUAAGCUUGGGUACAUCACGGUUCCCUUCUUCUCAUCUUGCGCCGUCCAAUCCCCUCCUCGAUUUCAAGAUUUCAAAUCGGGUCAACACCGUCUCUUGCCGCUGGAUCUUCAAUCACUCUAGCACUCAACUACAAGCUAAGAAUGGAGGAGCAAAAAAUAUACAGUUUUGGCCAAGAUGUUGAAAAAUACUGUCAUUCUAGAGACUCCCAUGUUUAAGCCUGAGUUCCCACUUCAAGUUUGGAAGCUUUAAAAAAGGAUGGAAAACUUUUGCAGCUCAUGUAGCAUCCAGUCCAUUGCUUGCUUCAUUGACAGAUGUAGCUUUCUCACAUGCUACUUCACUACUUCCUGUAACCAAGACCAGCAUGAGAUUCUCGCCUUAGGCCUAAUUAAGGAUCUUAUAGCUCACUGUGAACAUAGAUUGAUGGCUAUGAAGCAGCACCACCCAAAACAAUCUCCAAAGAUGGAAAAAAUAUUCCCAAUCCUGAGUAUACCUCAUGGUCUAUUGUUAACACUCAGAUCCGUGCGUGUCUCCUCGCCGUCAUCAGUCCAACUGUUCACAAACAUGCUCGGGGCUUCAACACCUAUGUUGUCCUCUGGGAUGCUUUAGCAACUUAAUAUAAUUCCAUGUGUGCCGCUCAUAUUUAUCAGCUUCGAGAUAAAUUAUACACUCUUUGUAAAGGUACAAAAACUAUGACUCAAUACCUUGAUGAGGUUGCGACUAUGCUAUUAGAUCUUGAUGCCUUGAAUAAAGAAAUCUUGUUGGG
This is a messenger RNA of Cuscuta campestris, 983 nucleotides long. Lineage: Eukaryota; Viridiplantae; Streptophyta; Magnoliopsida; Solanales; Convolvulaceae. The record is from the annotation of a GenBank genome assembly.